ACUUAUCUGUGUAAUUUCAAAAUUAUUGUAUUGGAUGUAAUGAGCAAGUGCUGGGCAGCACUAAGGGAGAUUGGAGAAAGCUCAGCACAGCAAAAGACUUCAAAUAAAAGGCUGUAGACAGGAUAUACUCCAAAGACGGAUAGUGAUGACAUCCAUCCAACAGGCUCUCUUAACUUUCACUGGAAACGGGGUGUCGCACCUUUUAGCCCUUCUCCCAACUGGAAAAACAAAAUGAAGGUGCUGAAGUAGUUUCUAAACUACAAGCCACCUAAACACAGUGGGCUGUCGGCAAGCGUGGAUGGAAGGUUUCCUCUGCGGGACGGGAGCACUUGCAGAGACCCGGGCAAGGCGAGCAGUCCCCUUCCCUCCGCCCGGGCUCCCCCGCGGCAGGAGGGCGGUGGGAGAGGGGAAGGGGGGCUCGGCGCCCGCCACGGGCGGUGAGAAGGAGGCCGGGCCGGAGGAGCGGCUCCGAGCCCGGGGCAGGCGGGCCGGGGCGGGCCGGGCGGCGGAGCCGCUGCCUGUCGCACACGGCGGAGCGGCGGCGGCCGAGGCGGGUCGCGGCAGAGGCAGGUGGCGGCAGCGGCCGCUCCCCCGCGGGAGCGCGGGCGUGGAGCCCCACCGCCGCCGCCAUGGAGAAGCAGCCCGGCGGCGAGGACGACUGCGUGGACUCGGGAGCCGAGACGGGCGGGUCUGAAUACAGCCGUAUGUCAUCUACCAGCAGUGAACUUUCUGUGGAAGGCAUACAAGACCCAUUCCUUGUUAGUGUACAUAUUAUCACAGACCCAGGUGAAUCCAAGACUCUUCAGCAAGCCAUCGAUAAGCUUCUAGCCUGGAUCCAUCCAGACCUCCAGCUGUUUCGAGUCUCAGAAAGACGAGUGCCCAAGAAGCGCAGGAGGCCAUGUAAGGCUGGUGUUUCUCAGCCAGCCCUGGCUGUCAUUCUCUUUCUGCAGGAGGAAUAUGGAGAAGAACCAAUCUUGCAGCUCCACGAAACCUUUCAGCGGCCACCUUGGCGUUACCACCACACAGAAAAAGUGCAUGGGAAGUUCCUCCCUUACAUGCCAUGCAGCCAGGACUUCUACACUUUGGCUCCAGAGACUCCUCUGUGGGCCAUUCGCCCAGUGCACUACGGGAAAGAAAUUAUCCGCUUCACUAUAUACUGCAGGAGUGAAAACUUUGUUGACAUUUUGAAAUUGUACGAGUUAAUACUGAAAAGACCAGUGUGUCAGAAAAAAAUGGACUUUUGUGUUUUUCCUGUCUAUUCUAACAUGGAAAUAGACAUUCAGUUUUCUUUAAAAAAACUUCCAAAGGGCCAGGUGCCAAUACCGACAGAGUCAGCGGUGCUGGAGUUCAGAGUAAAAGAUGUGGGGCAGCUUGUGCCUCUCUUGCCCAACCCUUGCAGCCCCAUCAGUGAAGGCAGGUGGCAGACAGAAGACCACGAUGGAAAUAGAAUCCUUUUGCAGCAAGCACGCAGUUGGUGUAGGAAGUCUGAAAAGCAGAACAAGCAACCAUAUCCAUCUGUGUCAACAGAUUCCCACUUCACCACUCUGCCAACCUUUCUUCCUCAGAGCCACAAGUCUGUCCCUGAACAACCAAAAGAAAUGGGUCAAAACAAGGUACAUCACGCAAACAGCCUUGGUCAUUAUCUUGGUUUCUCCCAGCAGGACUUGAGACACAGUGAUCAAGGAGAUUUCACACGCAGAUCCAGCAGUGCUUCCAGCAUUUCAUGGUCAUUUCAACGAAGCAAGUCUCUAUUCUGCUUGCCCACAGUGAACUCCUCCUCAGCCGCAGAGACCUUUCAUUUCAGUGAACCAUUUAACUUUUUAAGUACUGGGUCAUCUGCAACCAGGUUGAAAACAUGGAAAUGCAGCCCCAGGCUUAACAUUGAUGACUUGGAGGGUGCCCAGGAGACUGAUGUAGACACGGGAAUGAAGCUGUCCUUCUCAGACCUGUCUGUGGUCUCUGCAUACUCUGCCCUUAAUGGAUUUUGCAAUGACUUGGAAGCCUCUCUUCCCCCACAGAAACAAACUGUCAGUAAGGCUAAACAGGCAGCCACCAGUAGAAGGCCUGUAUCAGCCAUGUGCAAUACCUUUGAGUCAGUUGAUGGUUCACUGCCUUCUCUUUCUGAAUGGUCUUCCAGCUCAUUCACGUUAGCAUCGUACUCCAAGCAACCCAAACAGUCCUUGAGACCAGCUCCCUGUUCUCUGGAUGAUCGUGCUACUGUUUGUCCACCUUCACCAGCUAAUGAAGAAGAAUUUUACAUCUGAAGUUUCUUUAUCUUACAACUUCCAGGGAAAACAUGUUCUACUUGUGAAUGACAGCAGUGGGCACACAUUGAGCUUGCUCCUUACUGAGGAGAGGUGAUGCAGCACAGCAUGCUAAAUAUUUGGAGAAUGCACUGGGAUCCCUCAAACAUGUGUGUCCCCAGACAAUUUAUAGUACAGCAGUCUGAACUUGUGCCAUACAGCUUUGUACUGGAGGGAACAACCAGCACAGAGGCUUGUCCAUGGCAGUGCAAAGUGGAUGGUUUAUUUGACUGGCCCUUGGACUGGUGGUGAAGGAAAUACCAGAAGAGGCAACUUUCUUUGGCAGAAAAUGAAGAGUAAUUUGUGACACCAAACUACUUUAGCUUUUCUGAGAAAUUCCCUUAACUCAGGAAGGAUGGGAGGAGGAAGGAGUCUUCUUUCCCUUUCACAAGUUCCAAAUGCAGCUCUGAGCACAGCAGGUCCCAGUAGCACAUCUCCUGUAGAGUCAGGCAAGACAUUUCCUGUGGGGACACACAUGGUGCCUUCUAACUUCUGAGAAUUGACAGUGCUGAGGUGGGGAGAAGCUUCACUCCUUCCCCAGGGAAGAGAAAGCUCCGCUGUAUUUCUUCGACAGUCCGGGAUGCAAAAAGUGCCAAAAGGGAAACCUUACAGAACAUUUUCAAAAAGCCCAUCCUUUGCAGCUGGAAGCGAGCCAUUGGGGCUGUUGUCUGACCUGCUUGUGGAGACAGUGGUAAUCCAAGUAAACAAUGUUUGCUACUUCCAACUCAGGCAGUGAAGAGCUUACAUUUUUGGAAUACAAAUCAAGGAAAGUAAAGCAGUGUUUUUAUAUAUUUCUACACCACUAGUCCCAAAUAUAUGGCAGCUCCCUAUUUUUUAAAGGAUUACCAUUUUUCUGUUAAAAAUAAUUAAUACAAGAACUUAUUUUUUAUUCUUCCAGUGUAAGCAUACUUCUUUCUGGGUAAAACACACUUCUUCUCAAAUACCUGUAUCCAAAGGGAAAACAAGUCACAUUUUACUGGCUUUUCAAGUGAUAAUUUUAAAUAUGCAUUCUUGUUGACCUAUUUUGCUCCAAUUAAUCUGGUAUUAAAAAAAAAAAAGUAAGUAGAAAGCUGUUAAUAUGACAGCUAAGUACCUCCACCGGGAUUUAAGUUCUAUAUACAGAUUGUAUCAUGCAUGUUCUGAAAAGUUACAUUUUUGAGAGAGAAGUGGCACUGAUUGCAGCUCUGGUCUAUGAAGUGAGAAAAUGACCAUGUUAAAAGGUGUAUGUGUAAUACUGUAUGCAACCUACAUACAGGUACAGAUGCGGAAGACCUACCAUGGUGGCAUUGUGGUAGAUGGAAUAAAAAUGCCUUUAUGGAGAAAAAUAUUUGUUAUAUUACCAAGGAGUUUUGCUCAGAAGAAUUGCUGCUGUGGGAAAAGGAAAAAAGAAAAAAAAAAAAGCACACACAUACUCUAAAUAACAUUUACAAAAAGUAGAACAGCUCCCCUGGCCCAUUUAAGUAAAUGCACAGUUUGUACAAACAAUUCUGGAAUAAAACCUGGGGGAAAUUGAGUACAGGUUUAUAGGAGAGUGGGGGGGAUUACAUUAAACCUGCACCCCUAAUCCAGAAGAGGCCAGAGGGACAGUCAAGAGUCAGGAUGCUGCUCCUCAAGUCUUCUUCCUUUUACUGUCAUUUUUCUCCACACAGGGAAAGAGGCUAAAGUCCAAGUCUCGUCUUUGUGAGAUGCUAUCAUAGCAUGUACCAGAGGUAGACCUUGUCUUUCGUGCUAAACAUGAUGUAUAAAUAGAAAAAUAAGAGCACAGGAGAUUAUCAGCCUCCUCCUGCCCUCCAAACUGUUUAGGCUUACUGCAAUUUUGGGUAAACUGUUCUCUUAAGAAAUGUCUGGGACCAGAAAUAGCACAAAUGAAGGAUUUGUCAUGGUGUGCGUGUGUUUACCUGCUCUACACUCCUUGAGAGUCCAUGCAGUCUUUGUGCUGACGUUUGUGGCCUUUAGAUCAAACCCUCUCCGAACACAGCAGACCCGAUUUAGCGAGAGUUGUGCUCCAUGUUGUUGUUUGUACCCUGUCAAAAUACUUGUAAAGCACUGUGAGGUCAGACCAGCAGUUUUUCCAUCAGCUUGCAAUUCACCAUGUGGGCAGCAAUGCUUGGGACAGUCAGGCUCCACAGGUUUAAACUUAUGGUCCAUUAUUUUCUGUCAUAUUCGUUUUAGUACGAAACUAAACGAUGAAAUAGUAUUGUAUAUUUAUGGGACAGGCAUUUCAUCAACACUACCCACUUCCAGAUAUGACAACUACCAGGAUAAAUUUGGUUCAAAUCUGUUAAAAAAUUUAGUAUUUCAUUAUUUGCAACAGAAAAAGACUUUUAAAAAUCUCUUUCUCAAUAUUUUAGUAAUACAGAUAACAUUUGAUGUGAACAUGGAAUCAAAAACUGAUUUGAGCUGAUGUGUCUGUCUGAUCCUGGAAUGAUGCCAACAUCCAGACUCCUGACAAAAGCUGACUGGGGCUUUUAACAAAGAGGAGUCUUUGAAACAUCAUUCUGCCUAGGAUGUGCCUCUGCAAGGAGUUCAGCACAUCCAGGGGUCCUAUCCUGUCGCGGCAGGAACCACUGGAGGUCUGGUACUGGAGGUCUGCAGACAAGCACAGGACUGCUCAAGUGUCAAUCGUGAGGCUCAUGUGUGGCAUUAACCAGCAGCUCCAAAAAUAAUCUCAGCUCUGGAUUUUACCACGUUAAUCCUAAUGGGAAGAAAGCCAAAUGAGCUUCCACAGACUCUGAAUUUAUGCUGUCUCCAAGUAUUUCUGUUCUGUUUACUGAUACUUAACUAGAAGUGAAAGUUUUCAUUGUUUACAUUCACGGUGCUUGUAACCAAAUUUUUUAAUAACUGAGUAUCCUACUGUCAGGAAAAACAGAGAUGAUAGUGUACAUAAAACAUUUUGUCUAUAAUAAAGAAAGCCAGAUUUUGAAGAGUGUUUCACUGAAGGUAAGCUUCAUUAAUUCUCUUCACAUUAUUUAAGCAGGGGUUGAUUUCUUCAGAGACUCUAACAUGUACAAGUUUCAUGAUAUUUCUUAUGUAUCAUAUUGUUUUGGUUAAAUUAUGAACAAUGUCAUUUGAGAACUUGAAAUUUUCCCUGAAAUUUCUCUCCUUCGCACCCCAGAAUGCAUUGCUCCUUUGAAAUAAAAUAGAGAUGAAAAGUCA
Messenger RNA from Columba livia (rock pigeon), 5459 nucleotides. It is a transcript of the gene FAM124A, whose product is annotated as family with sequence similarity 124 member A. The record is from RefSeq and is a predicted model, not a curated record. NCBI's taxonomy places the organism in Eukaryota, Metazoa, Chordata, Aves, Columbiformes, Columbidae. The transcript is spliced from 4 exons. The coding region runs from base 630 to 2264 and encodes 544 amino acids.